Molecule: messenger RNA, 3173 nt
Organism: Suillus discolor
Lineage: Eukaryota; Fungi; Basidiomycota; Agaricomycetes; Boletales; Suillaceae
Product: Frag1/DRAM/Sfk1 family-domain-containing protein
Exons: 22
Coding region: 57-3116 (1019 amino acids)
Biological process (GO): GPI anchor biosynthetic process; fungal-type cell wall organization
Cellular component (GO): endoplasmic reticulum
Molecular function (GO): catalytic activity
Source: RefSeq, a predicted model, not a curated record
GACGCGAAACACGUUUCGUUCUACAGGCAGACUACGACGUUGAACUAUUACUGGCCAUGGUGGGUCGCAAGCAGCCGCCCACUAGCGUACCUGGUGUGAGAGCUCAACGACUUGUUAUCAAUGCAUCCCAUGUCGCUGCAACGCACACGUACCUCGCGCUCGCCGCGUUCGGUCUUGCCUUGUUACUCGGCUGCGCACUGCAUUACAAAAAAAUCGUGAAGAACGGGGUUGCCGGAUACCCUGACGAGUGGUUUCCGUCGGUAUCAGCCACUAUCGGUGACUGGUACCCCGAGCGCAAUAUUUUUCAGAUUCUCAUCGCUUUGACAUCUGGUCCACGCUUCGCCCUUGUAUCUUUGCAGUAUUUCCUGAGGCGCUCGCCAAACACCAGUCUGCCGGGUUUCUUGUUUGCUGUGGGUAUCGUUCGGACAUUGAUGUGCGGUGGUUGGGUAUACAUCACGUCCAACGAUGACCAUGACGUGCAUGAUGUUCUCAUGGUUACGUAUAUCCUGUGCAACGUGCCAUGGAUGUGGGGAGGCGUUCUAUGUACUCCAAUUGGGCAUGUAAAAGCGCGUCGGCGACGCCGAUAUGUUGCAACAGGGUUCUUCGUAUCAAUCAUACCCAUGAUUUAUUUCUUCGUUCAGCACAAGAUAUACCGGAUUCCUGGAGCUUAUACCCGCUAUUCAUUUUUCGAGUGGUCCUUGAUCUUGCUCGAUGUUCUAUUCGACUCGAUCACGGAGCUUGACUUCAAAGCUUCUAAUUUACAGAUUGUACUCGGUGUUUCGUUGGAUGCCAGCGUUGGAUGUGAUGACAUAUCGCCUUCAGUGCCAUCCAAAGGGACAAGUAGUGUGACUGAAACCAAAUCAGAAGGGUUAGCUGCGUCAUCAAAGAAUGAGCAAACGGUCAGCCAUGUAUCAGCAACUGUGCCUCGGACGUUUUUUCAGAAAACGCAGGCUGCACUUACGCUCUCUCGAGAUGCACGAGCAGUCAUAGGUUUCAUCUCAGAUGUGUACUUGUCUUACUUGUUUUGGUCCAUCUUCACGUCCCUUAUCACUACCCUGUUCUAUUUCUCCGUCUGGCAACUUGCACUUUCGGGCUCGGAGUUAUCUUUGCUCGUUCUGCUCUCCCCUGCGCUUUUGGGCAUCGGGCCGUUGCGCACUUGGGCGCUUACGCGCAGUGGUCAGGUCACGUUAAGGGCGGUGGCAAUUCUGACAGGCUUAGGGUCUUAUGCCUUGAAGAGCCCCAUGCAAAGGUUGAUUGUAGUCAACUUUGCGAAUGUGGUGCUCCUGGUAGGGCAGACCACCGACUGGUCAGCUGGGAAGGAUGGAUAUCAGGGUUUGCUCCUUGGUCUAGGACUUGUAUUACUUUCUCUAGCAAAACACGCGAAUCACUCAACAAAUCCUGUAUGGCCGAUGCUCAAUGAAGAGUCUGGAGGAUACAACAAAACAGGACUUUUUCUAGCGUUUUGUGCGCUAUACGAACUUGCCACCCGCCCGUUCACCGUUCCAGAGGAAGAAAAGCAAAUAAGCGAUUCAAAAGAUAGCAGCAAGGUUACAUCACAUGGAUGGCUUGCAGGUUCCAUUGCGCUCGGCAGCAUGAUUUUCACUCUCCAUUGUUUCUUCAUAGACCCCAGUACUAUCAUUGCGUGGUCCUGGACAGGAUACAAAGACAGCCAACCCAAGGGCCCUCUGCCACAUCUUCACGGCUCUCUCACUUUGAUUGCACAGGCUAUAGGUCUUGCAUUGCCCACGAUCCUCCCUGCAUGCUGGUUUAUCAAUCCAUUAUGGUUCAGUUACGGUUGCGCAAGCGCAUUCGUGAUGUACCGCUUCAGGGACUGGACGGGCUUUGUUGGCGGGCUGAACCUGGCUGUGUUUGUUAUGUCAUUGCUCCCUACUAUCAUUCGACAAUCUGCCCAGCCGAAUAAGGCUGGAAGGACAUAUUCCACAGCAUUCUUUGUUACGAUUCUUUUCUACCUUGCCGAUGUGUGGACAGUCGCCUACGCGUUUGUGCCAGGGGGUGUGUACUUGCGUGAGCGCUCGGACUUGGUCCUCGUCGCACAAUUCGUCGCAACAUCGUUGGUAUUUGAAUGGCCAUCAAGAAAAAGGACUGCAGCCAAUUCCAUAGUUCAUAUUCCAAGCUCAACGAGCUUCCUUGUUCGUCAUCUCCUUACACUUUUCUCGCUGUCCGCUGUCCUUGUAACAAUAUACCGCUGGACUCCUGUUGGACCAAGACCUUAUAAAUCGGGCACGGGGAUAAUCAACGCUGGAAUAUGGACAGUGCAUUUUGGUAUCGACAAUAUCGGGCACGACAGCCAGGGGUUGAUCCGAAAUAUGAUAAGAGAUAUGAAACUUGACGUGGUUGGCCUUCUGGAGACUGAUCUACAUCGGACAGUCUAUGGAAAUCGUGACUUGACGCGAGUCGCUCUCCAAGACCUCGGAUAUUAUGUCGAUUUGGGCCCAGGCCCUAACAUGCAUACAUGGGGUGCUGCUCUACUUUCGAAGUUCCCUAUUGUUCACUCGCAACACCACCUCCUACCCUCACCCCAUGGCGAGCUCGCGCCAGCAAUCGAAGCUGUGCUCGAUGUGUAUGGGUCAGAGGUAACUGUAGUCGUAUCACAUAACGGUCAAGAACAAGACCCGCUCGACCGUGAAUUGCAGAGCAAUGAGCUCGCACGCAUCAUGGCGAAGUCGUACCCUCACCCCGUUAUUUUCCUUGGAUACGUAGUCACGAAACCACAUGCCAGUAGACCGGCGCCCUACGAUAUUUUGGUGUACGAUGGUAUCGUACAUGACAUCGACCCGCAGGAUUGGGAUCGUUGGUGCGAGUAUAUUUUGUACAGGGGGCUUUACCGGACCGCGUAUGCUCGUAUCUCGCGAGGCAUCGUUACCGAUACAGAGCUACAGAUUGGACAGUUUGUCGUUCCCCGACAUGGCUUCCAGCUUGUGAACCAGACACUUGAAGACCGAAUGAUAAGGGCAUGGAAAGAGGAUCUUCCAGAGGAUCAUUGGUUCCCAAUGGAAUACUAUGGCAACAACAAUGAGGGAGGUAUGAACGGGCAUUUUUAUCAUGUGUUUGACACUCCGCUAUAUUAUAAAUUACCUGAGGGUGCACAGGUUUAGGAGUGUACCAGUGUAGUUGUCAUCUGUAUUGUUAUUUUGUUGUGUUUUGUUGUGGCU